Perognathus longimembris pacificus (Pacific pocket mouse) is the source of this 2381-nucleotide messenger RNA. It is a transcript of the gene Thap5, whose product is annotated as THAP domain containing 5. Gene Ontology annotation, cellular component: nucleus. The record is from RefSeq and is a predicted model, not a curated record. Bases 121 to 1284 code for a protein of 387 amino acids. NCBI's taxonomy places the organism in Eukaryota, Metazoa, Chordata, Mammalia, Rodentia, Heteromyidae. The transcript has 3 exons.
UGGAAGGUUCCGACGCCGGCGCAUUGGCGCGGGCAGUCUGGACUCGCAGACCCGCCUAAGCGCCCUGGCCUGGUCUGCGCCCUUUGCCAACGGGGGUCACCCCAGGCCCUUACCCUAGUGAUGCCCCGCUAUUGCGCUGCGAUAUGCUGUAAGAAUCGCAGGGGACGGAACAAUAAAGACCGGAAGUUGAGCUUUUACCCAUUUCCUCUUCAUGACAAAGAAAGACUUGAAAAAUGGUUAAAGAAUAUGAAACGAGAUUCUUGGGUUCCCAGUAAAUACCAGUUCCUGUGUAGUGACCAUUUUACUCCUGACUCUCUUGACAUCAGAUGGGGUAUCCGUUAUUUAAAACAAACUGCAAUUCCAACAAUAUUUUCUUUGCCUGAAGACUAUCAGGGAAAAGAAUCUUGUAAAAAAGAAUCUCAGAAGAAAAAAAUUGGUGAUGAGAAAGAAAUGUGUCUAAAAGCCAAGCCCGAAGAGUCAUUUGCAUCAAAUGAAGCAAAGAAAAAUACAGUUAAAAUAGAUAUGCUCCGUGAACACACAGAUGUACUUGAUUUGCCUGCCACAUUGAAGCCACCAGCUCCUAAAAUAGGAAAUAUGCAAACUAACAUAUUAACUCUUAAUCUGAUUAAACAAGAUACUGAAAAAACAAAUUCUGUCUUGGAAACAUCCAUUAACCAAGACUUAGGUGUAAGUGAUUUUCACACAUCUUAUGAGAAUCUAAAUUCUACAACUAUUACUUUAACAACUUCAAAUUCAGAAGGUACUCACCAGUCUUUGGAAACCCAAGAAGUACUUGAAAUAACUACCAGUCAUCUUGUUAGUCCUAAUUCCAUUGAAAUUAAGGCAGUACAGGAAAACCAAUUCUUAAUCAGUACAGUUGAAGAAUUAAGCACAAAUAAAGAAUCUAUUCUUGCCAUUUUUGUACCCACAGAAAAUUUUAAACCUGCAGCUAAUUCUUCUAUCUUAGCCCAAAAUGAAACCAUAGGAAUGGAAGACAUAGACAUUGAAGACUCCUUAUAUAAAGAUAUCGACCAUAGUGUAAACAUUUUACAGACUGAACACUCUUACUGCAGACAAGACAUAAAUAAGGAACAUCUUUGGCAAAAAGUCUCUAAGCUGAAUUCAAAGAUAACUCUUCUUGAGUUACAAGAGCAACACACUCUAGGAAGAUUGAAGUCUUUGGAAGCUCUUAUAAGCCAGCUAAAACAAGAAAACUGGCUAUCUGAAGAAAAUAUCAAGAUUAUAGAAAAUCACUUCACAACAUAUGAAGUCACUAUGAUAUAGAGUAAAAAAAUUUUAAGUCUAUAGAAGCUUUUUCUAACUAAACCAAAUUCUACAUAAAGUGAGCUUUCUCCUACAGAUAGUUUUUAUCUUAAGGAAGCUAUGAAAGUUGUUAUGAACUGCAUUCUAGUUUCUGUAAUGCCUACAGAAGAAAACUGGAGAGUUGUAGGGCUGACUUGAUACUUUUCCAAAUUAUAGUAUAAUCAUAGUGAAUAAAUACCAUAAGGGAUAGUCAUAAAAUGAGAAAGGAAAGAUAUGAUCAAAAAAGCCCCAAAUAGAUCAAUCCCAGUUCUACCAUUAGCAUAUGACUUAGGCAAGCUACUGUUAAGAUUGCACCUCCAAGGACUGGUAAUGGAGACCAGUGGUACAGUUUUUGCUUAGCUUUGUGCAGGAAGUGGUUGAUAGAUAUUAAGCUUCAUCCCCUAAUUGUAUUUUGUAAAUAAGGGUAAUUAGUAGACCGCUAAUAGACGUGAGUCUGUUUCUGUAUAGUUCCUUCUCUUCCUUUAUUAAAACAUUUUCUACAAGAAUAUACAGAAGAUGGAUAGAAUUUGAUAUUAACUGUUGGAAUAUCCUCAAUAUGCUUUAUUAUUUAACCAUUUUUCUGGUUACAUAUCUAUAAUAUAAAGAAAAAUACUACUAUAAUUUUAUUGCAGUUGAACUCAGCUCUGAGAAGAGUACUUUUAACUUUUGAGAAAAUAGAUAUUUCAAUACUUUAUAUAUAAAUGGCCAUUAGAAUAUAGUCAUUUAAAUUUUUCAGCAUCCUGUACUUAUAAAGUAAUAUUUGUACCAAUUUUAAAUUAUGUAUGUCUAUUUUAGAAAUCAUAAUUUGUGUAUAUUUCAUAAUUGGUAUGCUUUUUAAAAUGUGUGCCUGUCAUUUUUUAAAUCCAAAAUAGGAGUGGUUAUACUUAAUAUUAUACAUUCCCUCUUCUGCAUAUUUUACAAAAAUUUAUAAGGAAGAAAUUAUAAGUAAGCAAUGUUGACCUUAGGAAGAAGUUGUUCUCUUAGGGAAGAUGUAGUGUUAUAAAUAUACUAUUUAUAUCCAUACUGAAUUUAAGAAAAAUAACUGUAAAAGCAAACUGUAGAAAUAGAAUAGAAGAAUA